Molecule: messenger RNA, 1727 nt
Organism: Cyclopterus lumpus (lumpfish)
Lineage: Eukaryota; Metazoa; Chordata; Actinopteri; Perciformes; Cyclopteridae
Gene: idh3g
Product: isocitrate dehydrogenase (NAD(+)) 3 non-catalytic subunit gamma
Exons: 13
Coding region: 50-1240 (396 amino acids)
Biological process (GO): tricarboxylic acid cycle; isocitrate metabolic process
Cellular component (GO): mitochondrion
Molecular function (GO): magnesium ion binding; NAD binding; oxidoreductase activity, acting on the CH-OH group of donors, NAD or NADP as acceptor
Source: RefSeq, a predicted model, not a curated record
CGCGAGCACGUCUCCUAAUCGUGCACGCGACCAGUUCUUGAACGUCAAGAUGGCUGCCCACACUGCUGUGAUGUCAAUGUCCAAAAUCCUUAAUCCCUUCUGGGGUGGACGCCUUGGACAUACGGUCAAAGUAUUUGGAACAACUCUCACAAGUCACAGGAACAAGACCGGAAAUAGUAGAGAUGACAUUCCCCCUCCUGCAAAGUAUGGAGGCAGACACACUGUGACCCUCAUACCUGGAGAUGGAAUCGGUCCAGAGCUGCUUAAUCAUGUCAGAGAGGUUUUCAGGUUCAGCUGUGUCCCGGUGGACUUUGAGGUGGUGCACGUCAACUCUGCUCUGGAGUCGGAGGAUGAUAUCAAUGAUGCCAUUACUGCCAUUCGCCGUAAUGGGGUUGCCCUCAAAGGUAACAUAGAAACCAAACAUACCAUGGCGCCAUCCGUCAAAUCCAGAAAUAAUCUCCUACGCACAAGCUUAGACCUGUAUGCCAAUGUGAUGCACUGCCAGUCGCUCCCUGGAGUUCAAACUCGCCACAAGAACAUUGACAUCAUGAUCAUCAGGGAGAACACGGAGGGAGAGUACAGCAGUCUGGAGCACGAGAGUGUAACAGGUGUAGUGGAGAGUCUCAAGAUCAUCACCAGGAACAACUCCCUCAGGAUUGCCGACUAUGCCUUCCGACUGGCCAGGGAGAAAGGUCGCAAAAGGGUCACCGCUGUGCACAAGGCUAACAUCAUGAAGCUUGGUGAUGGCUUGUUCCUGCAGUGUUGCAGGGAGGUGGCGUCUGAUUACCCAGACAUCACAUUUGACAGCAUGAUUGUGGACAACACCACCAUGCAGCUAGUGUCCAACCCCCAACAGUUUGAUGUGAUGGUGAUGCCCAAUCUGUACGGGAACGUGGUGAGCAACGUGUGUGCAGGCCUGGUGGGAGGGCCGGGCCUCGUGCCUGGGGCCAACUACGGCCGUGACUACGCUGUCUUUGAAACGGCCACAAGGAACACAGGGAAGAGCAUUGCGCAAAGGAACAUUGCUAACCCCACUGCCAUGCUGCUCGCCAGCUGCAUGAUGCUGGACCAUCUUAAGCUUUAUGGCUACGCAAGUAUGAUCCGAAAUGCAAUCCUCACUACUAUGAAUGAAACCAGGUUGCACACAGCUGAUAUUGGGGGUCAGGGCACGACGUCAGAUGUGGUCCAGUCCAUCAUGAGGAUCAUCCAGAGUAAAGGGCCGCUCAUAUCUGAGCUCUAAACACACACACACACACCCACAUUAGAGGUGUGAGUUUGAACAGGUUAUCCAUGCAUGUAUGUUGCCAUAGCGCUGAGCCUUAUUGCUGACAUCAGGACGUUUCCUAUUUUUUGUUGUACACAAAGCUUACGGAUAACUGUACAAACAACCUGUUAUCCACACCUGUGUGUUUCACAUAUAAUAAUGACCUUCGCAAGACUUAUUAAAAAAUGGUUUACCAUUGAUCAAAUUCCAUUAUCACUCCUAUCAGUUGAUAAAUCCUGUAAGGAUAUUUCCUGAGUUCAUCAGGUUUAUUCAGUUGAAAAUCUGUGGUCCUAUUUUUAUGAAACAUGAAAAUGUCUCUUGCUGUGCCGAACACAUGUUGGGGUCAGAAAUAGAUAUUAUCUAGGAACAUGAUACUACACUUCCCAGGUAAUUAUUAUAGAUAUUAUCCUGAUAUGACUCUGCACUCUUCAUUGUGGAUCAUUAAAAUCUUUCCACAUGCCGA